CCUGCGGUCCCUGCCCUCGGGACUCUGACCCCGCAUGGGGACAGCACAAGGAAACCAAGGCAGUGCCGAGCAGCCCCGCAGCUGCUGGGACAGAGCUGGACAGAAUGGACCCCACCAUGGAGCUGGCAGAUGACCCCAGGUUCCCUCGGCCGCUGGUGGAGAUGCUGAUGCGGAACUUCAGCGUGCCGGCCGCAUGCUUCUACCUGCCACCCACCUCCCAGCAGCUGCUGCAGCAACUGGACAUGGUCCAACUCUCCAUCACGGGCCUGGCCACCAUCCUGACGCUGGUAUCAGUUGUCAUCUACGUGGAAGAAGCCCUCUAUAUCUACCGCAAGACCAGCUGCCCCAUCAAGAUGAAGACCCUCUGCUGGAGCAGCUCAGCCCCCACGGUCGUGAUCGUGUUCAGCUGCUUCGGGCUGUGGAUCCCACGCUCCAUGAUGGUGGUGGAGAUGGCCACCACGCUGUACUUUGCCACCUGUUUCUAUGUCAUGAUGAUGGUUAUGGUGGAGGGCUUUGGGGGGAAGGAGGCCGUGCUCAGCACGCUGAAGGACGUGCCCAUGGUGGUGAGCACCGGGCCCUGCUGCUGCUGCUGCCCCUGCCUGCCCCGCAUCACCAUGAGCAGGAGAAAGCUUCGGCUGCUGAUGCUGGGGACCUUCCAGUAUGUCCUCCUGAAAACAGCUGCUGUCUUCUUGGGACUGGUUCUGUACACUGAUGGGAACUACAACCCUGCUGAUAUCUCGGCGGAGAGCGUAGCACUCUGGAUCAACACUGUCAUCGGAGCCUCCACCCUCUUUGGGCUGUGGGCACUGGGUAUCCUCUUCCGACAGGCACGACUGCAUCUAAAGGAGCAGAACAUGCAGGCCAAGUUCACCUGCUUCCAGGUUCUCCUUGUGCUGACAGCACUGCAGCCUGCCAUCUUCAGCAUCCUGGCCAACAACGGUAACAUCGCCUGCUCGCCGCCCUUCUCCUCCAAGGCCAGGUCACAGCAGAUGAAUAUGCAGCUGUUAAUCCCGCAGACCUUCAUCCUGGUGGUGGUGGCACGGAUGUAUUACCGCAAGCAGGAUGACAAGCCGGGCUACCAGCCUGUCAGCAUCACAGCCAGCAGCAGCAAUACCAAGGUGUGAGCAGAGGAGGGUGCAAGGGCAGAGCAAAUCCAGUGUGCUGCCAGCCCAGCACAACUCUUGAAGGAGCAAAGGCAGCAGAGGGGGAAAGGACAUUUUGGGAUCUGGAAGCAGCCCUCCAGCCUGGGGGGGUUCCUGGCUGGCACUCAAUAAAGAUCACUUUGUACACGU
This is a messenger RNA of Meleagris gallopavo (turkey), 1292 nucleotides long. RefSeq names its product solute carrier family 51 member A (gene SLC51A). Lineage: Eukaryota; Metazoa; Chordata; Aves; Galliformes; Phasianidae. The record is from RefSeq and is a predicted model, not a curated record.